CGAUUUACUCUACUAGCAGCGCAACAGCAGCUGCAAUUUCUACAAAUUUUUGCCUUUAAUAAAAAAAUCAAAUCUCUAAAAAUGAAUCCAAAACCGAUGAAGUUAAAGAAAAGUGCAUCGAAUGAUUCAUUUUUGUCAACAAACCGCAAGACAAAGCAGCUCUCGGUGACCUUGGGCGAUGUGCUUAAAGAGGCAGAAGGAGCAUCCGCAGAAGCUAUCACCCAAAAGGAGUUGGCUUCCGUUCAAGAGGAGGCACAAGACCCCUACCAGAAAGGGGAUGCCGAGGAGCAGCUUAACAAGUUUUGGAUUGCCAUCAGUGGUUACCAGCUGGAUCGAGCCUUUUCGGUCUAUCGCUUCUUCAAUGACAUUGGCACGAUCAAGUCCAAGGGCUUCACCCAAACGAAUGUCAUGUAUCUGAAGUACCGCACCACUGUGGACUGUCAGAUUGCCUUGAGCUACGACGGUCAAAAGAUUGGCUAUGGCGGGGACAUACGCGUCAGUGUUAAGCCUGAAAAUCCCAUGGCCUUGCUGGCAUUUCUGGAUGCCAUAGAGAAGAUGGAUGCGGAUACUGUUGAUAGUGGACCACUGGCCGAUGCUGUGACGCCAAAGGACUUUAAGGCUUCCUGUGUUAUAGAAAUUGAGUCGCCAAGACAGAAGGAGGAGCAGGAGCAGGCUAUCAAGAAAACGGUAAAGCAGCAGCAAGUCCCCGAAAAGAAGGAGGAGCAACUGCAGGAGCAACCAGAGGAGGUAAAGGUUGAGCCUCCAGUAAAUGUGUAUCCGCCCAAGAAGGCUGGCUUAAUUCAAUGGCUGAAAGAAAAGAUAUCCUCCCUCUUUUUCCUCUAUUAAACUUGAAUAAUUUUUGUUGGCUUAA
Molecule: messenger RNA, 871 nt
Organism: Drosophila guanche
Lineage: Eukaryota; Metazoa; Arthropoda; Insecta; Diptera; Drosophilidae
Exons: 1
Coding region: 82-846 (254 amino acids)
Molecular function (GO): nucleic acid binding
Source: RefSeq, a predicted model, not a curated record